AUGGAGUUUCGCUUCAACAUGCAUCCCCUGUUCCGGUCGCGGAUUGUACGGAUAAAUAAUUCGCUGUUGCCAACCGGCUUCACCGCACAGUCCCGCCGUGUUGCACUUGAUGCUACGGCACAGAUAUCGGAGAUCAUUAACACCGUCGGUUCACUGUCGGCCCAGGCACAGGGCCUAUCCGUGCCGGUCACGACCGCUCAGAAGCUGCGCAACUCGGACCACCACAUCUACCUGAUGUUUGAGUCCAACGACCAAAAUGGUCUCGUCGUGGGCAUACUGAAGGUCGGCCGCAAGUCACUGUACGUGUUCGAUCCGACCGGUGAGACGGUCAACGUGACGGCACCCUGUGUGCUGGACUUUUACGUGCACGAAUCGCGCCAACGCGGCGGUCUCGGCCGUGAACUGUUCGAGCAUAUGUUACGCGAGGAAAACAUACAGCCGGAUGAGCUGGCCAUCGAUCGGCCGUCGGAGAAGUUGCUCGGUUUCCUGCAGAAGCAUUACGGGCUGUCGAAGAAGAUUCCACAGAUGAAUAAUUUUGUCGUGUACGAAGGCUUCUUUGCGAGCAAGUCCCAUAACUCUUCCGAUAUCGAUGGACGUCGCAUGCACAUUACCGCUAGUCCUAACACGAAUCUGUUCGGGCCAACGUUUACAACGACGGAGGAGAGACGUCGAUCCACCUCGCAGACCCGAACCAACGUGGCACCGAUGCCGAUCAUUGCCCAGCCCCCCGUCGGUCGGUAUGCGGCCAAACGGCCAACCUGCAGCAUGGCACAGAUAAUUCACAAUAGCCCAACAGCAGUGUCAACGGAACCGAACAGCACCGCUACUAACACGAAUGCAGCCGCUAAUGGGCACGCUAAUGGUAGCAACGGUCACGAGGAUGACGAUCAUCAGCACCGGUACGAGACGGAUUCGAUCGAUGGUGAGAUGGAGGGUGGUGGUGAGAUGGACCAGCGUUUGGCCGACGAGAUGCAACGCAUCGAACUGCACCACCCGGUCGGAACCGGCCGCGGUACCGGUGGUGGUGAGGACGGUGGUGAACCAACCGCACACGCCACGCACGCACUGGAAGUUAAGUUUGCCGAUCAGCAGCCGGAAAUGCUACCGUACGAGGACAUUCCCGAGCCCGGCCCAGACCCGGAUCCGUACGACUUUCAUCCGCACCAUCUCGAGCUGCACGAUGACACGGACGGUGGUGGUUCCCACCGUGAGCAUUCCUUAUCGCCUCAAUCUGUCAGCCAGCAGGCCACACCGGAACAUCCGUCGGGCGGCGGUGACUACGGGAUGAUGGGCGGGAUAGGCAGUGGGCGGAAGCCGGCCCGCUACACCAAGCAGCAUACGGGCCUGAAGAACAUCUCGUUCGGCGUCGGUGCGGCUGUUAUGCCGAGCGGCAAGAUGGAGUUCGAUCAGGAGGAAAACGAAGGCUUUGGGUCGGUGAAGAUCAACCGACCGAUCGGGAAAUCGGGAACUCGUGGCAGUCUGCAUGAUGAUAAUGAAUCGGUUUACUCGAAUGGUAGCCAGCAGGGUGGUGGUGGUGGUCACUUUGAUUUAAAGUUCUACCACAACAAGCUGUGGUAA
Molecule: messenger RNA, 1578 nt
Organism: Anopheles marshallii
Lineage: Eukaryota; Metazoa; Arthropoda; Insecta; Diptera; Culicidae
Product: alpha-tubulin N-acetyltransferase
Exons: 7
Coding region: 1-1578 (525 amino acids)
Biological process (GO): alpha-tubulin acetylation
Cellular component (GO): microtubule
Molecular function (GO): tubulin N-acetyltransferase activity
Source: RefSeq, a predicted model, not a curated record